AGUCCAUUCCAGGGCUUAGGAGAAAGUCAGCGCGCUUCCCAACCCGAGUCAGUCACAGUUACCACCAGAAACCGAGGAGGACCUAUGACAUCCCUGGAGAGUGACUUGCUGCUUACUUUCCAUAAGCCCUGCCGGCAGUGAAGGGCUGUCUGUCCAGUUCCGGUGUGCCGUGGACGCCUGCUGUCCACCUCUUAUGCACUCCAGCACCCCCAUCAGCUCCCUCUUCUCCUUCACCAGCCCGGCAGUGAAGAGACUGCUAGGCUGGAAGCAAGGAGAUGAAGAGGAAAAGUGGGCGGAGAAGGCAGUAGACUCUCUAGUGAAGAAGCUCAAGAAGAAGAAAGGAGCCAUGGAUGAGCUGGAGAGGGCCCUCAGUUGUCCAGGGCAGCCCAGCAAAUGCGUUACAAUUCCCCGGUCCUUGGACGGGCGGCUGCAGGUGUCCCACCGCAAGGGCUUGCCUCACGUUAUUUAUUGCCGAGUGUGGCGUUGGCCUGACCUCCAAUCUCACCAUGAGUUGAAGCCCCUGGAGUGCUGUGAGUUCCCAUUUGGCUCCAAGCAGAAAGAGGUGUGCAUUAACCCCUACCACUACCGCCGGGUAGAGACGCCAGUGCUGCCGCCUGUCCUGGUGCCAAGACACAGCGAAUAUAACCCCCAGCUCAGCCUUCUGGCCAAGUUCCGCAGUGCUUCCCUCCACAGUGAGCCUCUUAUGCCGCACAACGCCACCUACCCCGACUCAUUCCAGCAGCCUCCGUGCUCUGCAUUCCCUCCCUCACCGGGGCAAGUGUUCUCGCAGUCCCCGUGCUCGGCCAGCUACCCUCACUCCCCAGGAAGCCCUUCCGAGCCAGAGAGCCCGUAUCAGCACUCAGGUGUGCAUUUAUACUACGUCGGGGGAGAGGUCUAUGCCGAGUGUGUGAGUGACAGCAGCAUCUUUGUUCAGAGCCGGAACUGCAACUAUCAGCAUGGCUUCCACCCAGCCACUGUCUGCAAGAUCCCCAGUGGCUGCAGCCUCAAGGUCUUCAACAACCAGCUGUUUGCUCAGCUGCUUGCUCAGUCAGUUCACCACGGUUUUGAAGUCGUCUAUGAGCUAACUAAGAUGUGCACUAUCCGGAUGAGUUUUGUUAAGGGUUGGGGAGCCGAGUAUCACCGCCAGGAUGUCACGAGCACCCCCUGCUGGAUUGAGAUUCAUCUUCACGGGCCACUGCAGUGGUUGGACAAAGUUCUGACUCAGAUGGGCUCUCCACACAACCCGAUUUCUUCAGUGUCUUAAUAGUCACGUCUCAAUCCCCAUUCUAUAGGAUAGAUGCUAUUGCAGGCAGUGGCUUGUGUCAUUUCAGAUUUGCAACUAGCUGAAGUGUCUAAGUACAUGUGUAAAUACAUAUAAUAUAUACUAUUCAUCUAUUUUAUCACCAUAUGUUUUGUGCUUUCCAGUUAACCUGAUGUUCAGUACAAUUCAAUUAGAAAAGCAGGUUUGUCGUGCCUGUGGUGUAAGAAGCAGUUGCUUCUUUUGAUGGAGGAAAUGCGAAAGCCAACUGUGUUAACAGUAUUUGAAGGGUGUCAGCAGAAUGAAUGAAAGGCAGCGUUAGUCAGCCAUGUCAUUAUAAGGCACAUUGGGUGGCGAACCAGAAAAAUAUUAAAACUGUUUAUAUAGCAAAAAUCAGGUACUAGUAGCACUGGAGCAAAUAACACUUUUAGAUAAAAUAAAGCAAUCAAACCCUUAUAAUUUAAAUGAUCUCACUUUUAGUGCUAUUGGCAAGAAAAAAAAAUCAAGCUUAUACAAUCAAUUUUGUAAGAUAAGCCACAUAAACUUUCUUUUCUUUCUGAAGUUGAAAUAACCAGCUGGACUAUUGUGCUGAUAUUAAUGGUACCUUUAAAACACAUUUAAACUGUGAUUGGUAAAGAAAGAAACUGUGAAGCUGAAGUCAUAUUGCCUCCUACCUACCAUUGUAAAAAAAGUCACGAGUCUAACGUGGCAAGAUAAAUAUGAAAAUAGCAUGAAAUGAGCUGUAUUCCCAAAUUGCAAGAUAAGACCAGAACUUAGUCCAGGAAUCACCCAGGGACUCCUCUGCUUCCCUCAUGGGAAACCAGGCCAGUUUUCCUGGUUCCUUCUGUGGGCAGUCCUGCAGACUGCUGAGUCCCCACAGUGAGCUCUGAGCCCACGUGUGUAGGUCCCGUGUGGGGAAAACGCAGGUAAAAUCAGAGGGUUAGACAAAAGCAUCAUACGCUUACUUAGGCCUUCUCACAUUCCCACAUGAAACGUCUCCAGGUAAGGGCCCUCCUUUUGCCACGUUUUCCUCACUUGUUGGCAAAUAGUAACGAUUUACAGGUGACUAAAACAAUGGUGAAGACUUUUGAGAAAACACACACUGUUGGGGUCAAAUUGAUGAGUUAUUUAACUUAGUGUCUAUAUUGAAUAAAUUAUCUACUGGUCAAAUCUCGUAGCCUUUUAUAAAGCUAAAGUCUCAUACCUGGAAAUAACUUCCCAAGUAAGGUGAUACUAAUUUCAUAAUCUCUGUAAUUUCUGGGGAACAGUGGUACUGAAUAAUAGAACAUUUAAAAAUACACAAUAUUAAAAACCUGUUCUUCUUUACCCUUGGAUGAUAAAGAGAGGACAAUCCCCUAAAUUUCUAGGUAAUUUCAUAUAUGUAUAUAUAUUUAUAAUUCCCACCCACUAAACACUGCAUUGCUUGAAAAAAUAUUUCACACCCUCUUAAAAGUGUAUAAUUUAAGAAGGUAAUUAUGCUUGUAACAGACAGAAGGUACUUCAGUAAUUCAAGAAGUUUCUUCAUUUACACAUUCUGUCUCAACUCUUUUAGCAUUAGUGCACACAGUAGUUGUUUCUCAUUAAAUUGUAUUAAGGUAGAAAUGAUCAUGUGAAAAAGAUAUAUGAGUGAGCUACUACUGUCACAUGUUGUAAUAACUAGUGUUAUCUAAUAGAAACAUUCAUAUGUACAACAGAAAAUAAUUAUUACAUUUUACAUGAAAACUAAAAACCCUGUAGUUUACUGGUUCAUCAACUAUGUAUUGUGCACGUAUAUGUGCCAGGUACAGUGAUAGGUACUGUGGAAUCCAUUGUAAACAAGAGACGGCCCCAGCCCUCUGGCACUGAGAGUCUUAGAGUAAAUCUGUUUGUGUACACAUCUUCAUGUUUCAGAACUUGUAAAACAAAACAAAAUGUUAUUUUUCCUUAGCUUGAAAAAUAUAUAAUUCACUUCUUAACUAUCUGUAUCUUGAAACUUAUUUUCCUUCUCUUUUGAGCAAUUGGGCAAUGGGUGAAGGCUUCCUUGGAUAAAUGCUACUUUUCAUCUGUGUUGUCUCAAAGUUGCUUUUCUUUCUCCCCUUGCUUCUAUUUGCCAAUAAUUCUCCAUCUCCUCUUUUCUUGGAAGAAGCAUUAAUAUGGCGAGUCUUCCUCGUACGAGUAUCAUUCCAUGAGAGAACAAGGACACAUAGUAUAGUUUCUGUUCCAGAGAUCAAACACAGAUUUCUUGAUCAAAAUUAUCCUCUGGUAAUCUGACACCUUUACAGAAUUAAUCAGAACUGGUUGUUUAUAAAUGACAUUUAAAAAAUUGGAUUUUCAUAGAGCUUUGCGAAACCAGGACAAAAUAUUCCUGUAGACCUGAAUUCUUUUUUUGAAAAAUAAAUGAUUAAAAUGGUACAUAUGCAUCAUCAUCAAUCAUGUCUCAUCAAAAGCCUUUAUUAUUAGGAUAUGUAUGAAAUUCAGAGAAUUUGAAAUUGAUGAAAAGGUAACCCUUCGGCCAUUGUAAUAUAGUCACAUUUUAAUCAGCCUUUUUUUUUUUCACUUUUGCUGGCAAGAGUUGUCAAAAGUUGUGCAGUAUUUGAUUUUAGACUUCUAAAUGUGCUCAUUCACAUUCAUUCCUUGAUGUAGACAAUCCAAAAAGAAAUGUAAUAGCAUUCUUUUGUAGGAUAACUAGCAAAAUGGACAUGCUGAGCCAUUAACUACAUCAGCAAUGCCAAACAUGUUCAAGGUUGCCAUGGACAAGGGUUGUGCAAUAGAGAAUAAUAAUGUUUUGGCCUCCUCACGAGGUCUAGGUCAUUUAUCCUGUUGUUCAAGCCUGUUUUUAAUUUUUCUUGAAAGUUUUAGUUAAAUGAUAUUUUAGUAUCAGCCAGUGCUUUGAAACUACAAAGAUGUCAUUGUUCAACACAUUUACUUUAUGGGUUUUUUUGGUUUGUUUUUUUAUACUCAGUACAAAUCAGGGAACGUUGGGUUACAAUCUAGCAUUUAGAAUCCUCUUUUCAUUGUCUCCCAAAGAACUGAAUACCCCAUCACAACAACACAAGCAUUUUAUAAAUAUCACUUGCCUGACUUUAAGCGCCUGCUUAACUUUAAUUUGUCCUGAAUAUUUAGUGUGUAUCUCCAUUAAAUAAAGCAAACUAUAACAUGCAUUCCAAAUUUUGUCUUUUCGUGUUAUGAUUUAACAGCUGAACUGUGUGAUGAGAUUAGGUGAUCUGGCAUAUGUUAAGCUCAAAUUAAUGUAAAACAAAGCAAAAAACAAAGAAACUACUUCUAUUUAAGAAAUGCUUUUGAUUAUAAUAUCUAGGCUUCAACUAUCCAUCAAGUGUACAUUUAUCUGAUUGUUUAUAAUAAAGAAUACUGUACCUAUA
Molecule: messenger RNA, 4617 nt
Organism: Hipposideros armiger (great roundleaf bat)
Lineage: Eukaryota; Metazoa; Chordata; Mammalia; Chiroptera; Hipposideridae
Gene: SMAD9
Product: SMAD family member 9
Exons: 4
Coding region: 194-1264 (356 amino acids)
Biological process (GO): cell differentiation; BMP signaling pathway; SMAD protein signal transduction
Cellular component (GO): heteromeric SMAD protein complex
Molecular function (GO): RNA polymerase II cis-regulatory region sequence-specific DNA binding; I-SMAD binding; DNA-binding transcription factor activity, RNA polymerase II-specific
Source: RefSeq, a predicted model, not a curated record